CUUGUGGCCUUAUUUCCCGGCAGGACAUCAUGGGAAAGAUCACCACCAACCCCGGCGAGAAGAAGCCGGCGGCGGAGCCAGCAGCACCUGCGGCCGUGCAGCUCGAGCCGACCGCCCCGCUGCCCCAGAAGGUGGACGCGACGGAGCUUCCCCUGCCGGUGACCAUCACAACUGCAGCGCCGCCGCGCAGGAACCGCCGCUGCUGCAUCACCGUGCUGUCGGUGCUGAUCGUGCUGAUGGUCGGCGUCUCCAUCACGCUGGGCGCGCUGUACCUCAGGAAGCACCGCGGCCGCGACCACGACGAACACCACUGGGAUGGAGAGGACGACGGCGACUGGGACGAGCUGAUGAGCGGUGGAGACAAGCCCCAUUCCGGCGGAGACCGACCCUACCCCGGGCACCACCGUCCCGGCAGCGGGCACCACCGUCCCGGCGGUCACAGCGGAGAACACCGCCCGGGGCACGACAGCAGCAGCAGCGAGGAACAUGGGCACUGGCGGCCACGUCCUCACCGUCCCUAUCCGCCCAGGCCGCGCCCAUCCGACGAACCCCUCCCCUAAAGACACCUCCUUUCGUACCCAAAACCGUGCCUAUCUAGUUUUAUGCAAGCUCGGGAACGGCAAUAUGUUCUCAGAGCGCGGACCAACUCCCCUGACAUAUCAUCUGUCCAUUUGGCCAAUGUCUACUCUUUAUCAACGCUUCCCGAAUCCUGGUAGAGGCUAGCUAGUUCUACAUUUAUGUGCCUGAAGGGUUAGAAUCAGGCACGCGGUUCUGGAUAGUCUCCUCGUAUUCAAGAACGUAAUUUUGCCCCAGGCACGGUUCUAGAAACGCGUGGACUAUUCAGAACGCUGCCUGAGCACGGCCUGGUUCUGGAUAAAGCACGGUUCUGGAUACAACAGAUGCUGCUUAAAGCUUGAAUCCGGGAAACAAAGAAUAGUCUACAUCUAUUUAGUACCUCAAGUGCCUUGAUCAUAAGGUAACUACACUGCCAAGGGAGUUCAUCUAGUGUGCUCCGGACAUAUCCAUUCUGUUUUACACUUUGUUCUAAUACAUGCAUGGACUCAAUCAUUGGAAACCUGCAACGAGAAGACUUGAUGUUAAUUAGCCGUAAAUAUCCGGUAAUUGAAUUCUAAAGAAAGCUUCUGACAGAAACGACGCCUGUUUCGUAGAUUUGCCAACGUUUCUUUGCUUUAUAUGCAAUAUUGCUGACUUGUGUCAGUGCAUACAAUUUUCACAGAAGAACGAUUCUAACAUCAGACAGUAAUAAUUGAUUGAUUCUCGGGAAGAUUGUAGAUAUCUACUGGCGUACAAGAAUUGCUUUUUGAAUGGAAAACUAAGCUGUAGAUUUCCUUACAUGUAAGAGUUAAAAGACGGAUGUAUAUAUUUCUAUGGUACCUAUAUCGAAAGGGAUUUAACAUUUCUUACAUCAAAUGUAUUACACUAAUUGAUGUAACGGGAACGGUACUUUGCGCGUUUGUAAUAUUGCUAGUCUAGAAAUAAAUCUUGUUAUGAA
This is a messenger RNA of Branchiostoma belcheri (Belcher's lancelet), 1513 nucleotides long. RefSeq lists its product as uncharacterized. Bases 30 to 560 code for a protein of 176 amino acids. NCBI's taxonomy places the organism in Eukaryota, Metazoa, Chordata, Leptocardii, Amphioxiformes, Branchiostomatidae. The record is from RefSeq and is a predicted model, not a curated record. The transcript is spliced from 2 exons.